This is a messenger RNA of Kickxella alabastrina, 1177 nucleotides long. Its product is annotated as dihydrofolate reductase-like domain-containing protein. Bases 288 to 1016 code for a protein of 242 amino acids. The record is from RefSeq and is a predicted model, not a curated record. The transcript has 3 exons. Gene Ontology annotation, molecular function: 5-amino-6-(5-phosphoribosylamino)uracil reductase activity. Gene Ontology annotation, biological process: riboflavin biosynthetic process. Lineage: Eukaryota; Fungi; Kickxellomycota; Kickxellomycetes; Kickxellales; Kickxellaceae.
UGAUUUUAUACUGUGACGAUUGUGAUUAUACGCGCGCUCCCCCUGACAAAAAAAGGCUGAAUAUGCUCAUCACACGCGCGUAUGCAACUGUAUUUUUUUAAAAAUAAAUUCCCACAACGCCUUUUUCUUCUCAUUCCACCGUGCCCAGAUAAUUAAAAUUUUUUGCAGACAAUAGAAGGGCUGCUUUUAAUACAUACAUUCCUAUUCCAUCGUUCAGUCUUUUUUCGCUUGAUCACUAACUUAUUCACUCGCUCACAUAAAAAAACCUCCGAAAACAGAUAAAAAAUAUGAUCGACAGCCACGCAGACGACCUUAUCCACGCCAAGGACUUUGUCCACCGAGUCAUUUCACAAUUCAUCGACACAGCGACAACAGCAGUAUUGGCAGCCGAUCACCUGGAUGGCAAAAUAGCCCUCCCAAACCACCAGCUUUUGCUGAGCGGCACAUCCUCCAUGGCCAUGACCCACCGCCUACGCACACUCCACGACGGCAUCCUCGUAGGCAUCGGCACUGUGCUCUGCGAUAACCCGCGUCUCACUGCCCGUAUGAUCCCCGCUAACGAACACCCACACCACCCUCGCCCAUCAUCCUGGACACUCAUCUGCGCACCCCCCUCAAAACCAUGGAUCGUUACUAAUCACCAACACGAUGAGAGGCGGAGGAGGGACUUGGAGGCCUUGGGUGCCCGUAUUGUAGUCGUCGGAUGUGAUGAUGAGGGAAGGCUUCUGUUGGAUGAGGUUGUGGAGGAGCUGGCGCGCUUGGGCGUAUUCAGGCUGAUGGUCGAGGGCGGCGCACAGAUAAUUCAGGCCUUUUUGAAAUCCCGUGUGCCUACAUCGAACAGGGCUGUGGUGGACACGUUGAUAGUCACGGUUGCUCCGGUGCUUGUUGGAAGCUUGGGCGUUGCCGCUGUGCCUGCGCCGGAAGCGAUUCCGGGCAUUCUUAUUCGUCCACGCUGUUAUGAGCAGUUUGGUCCUGAUGUUGUCAUGGUCGCUGAUAUCGAAUCAACCGUGAUUUAAUCACGCAAACAUGUUUUGUUUAUUUUAUUAAACUCAUGGUCCACAUUUUGCAUAUCCAACAUGUGUUGCAUGGUCUUGUCAAAAAAAGUCUUGUUUUGGUUUUUGAUUUUAAAUUUCUUUUUUUCUCAGUAUACGUAAAGGUUUUUGCGAUAGUUUGCAUG